Molecule: messenger RNA, 2420 nt
Organism: Cantharellus anzutake
Lineage: Eukaryota; Fungi; Basidiomycota; Agaricomycetes; Cantharellales; Hydnaceae
Exons: 4
Coding region: 434-2218 (594 amino acids)
Source: RefSeq, a predicted model, not a curated record
GCACGAAAGAAAAAACAGAGAGCGCAUUUUUAGACCGACCGCUCACAAGUCUAAUUUAAUCUCGUGCCUCCAUUAAAUAACAAGUAAUUGUUUUUUGCGAUUGAAUUCAUGAAAAUCUUUGAGCAGAAACAUAGAACGUGCAAAGUUCCUGCAUAAAGGAAGAAGAAAGUGCCAUAUUGAUGGCUCGUGGCAACAAGUACUAUGAAUAGUGAAUGGUAUUACUUUAAAUAGUAGAUGCAAUCAGUGGCCAGAUGCCUGCUGAGAGCAGAGCAAUACGGAUAAUGUCUUCACACUUGGAAAAUGAUUAUGGGUGAUAAGUGGGUCUAAAUGACCCUGGAGGACCCAGAAACUACCCUCCGAGACGCUCGGGAGCCAGAGCGGUCUUUAAGUAGAUAGAAACGAAAAGCUUCACACAUGGAAUCCAUGUGGCGCAAUGAGGGUGGUACAAGAACUGAUGGGCCAGGAGAACCCCUACUUCUCCAGUUGGAGUAAAAGCGGAUACUCAAAGAUUGGGAACGCAAGAUUACAGGAAGUGAUUUCGAGAGGGUUACGGGCGCUCUUGGCCCGCUACACCGGUAUCUGCUGGGAAACACUUAUUAGUGCAAUCCGUUUUCUGAGCAACGACAUCCUGACCCUCGUGAACAUCGGCAAGAGCAUGGCGCUAGCGAUGGAGAAAAGCGCGAAACUGAACAAAGGGGCGAACCUUCCUGAAAAGGAAAUCUUGACGGCAACAACUUGGUUGCAUCCAUUCAACUUCAAUACACAAAGGCAUAAACUACAUCACACUCCUCCCUUGAUCCCCUCAUCUUUUUGCCCUCAUGCGUUGCGAGCUAAGAUGACAACCCUCCUCCAUACCCCUACCGACCUUCCCGCAAUGCCUUUCGACACCCAGCUGGUACGACGCAAGUCAUCCGCCGUAUCCACGUCGUCUACAGCCACGAACUGCUCUGCCAGACGGGCUUCAAUAGUAUCUUUAAGUCUAAUGAACCACUCCCGGCAACCAUUAGCGCCUCUUGGUCCUCAGAUGACUCCUGCCUACGCCUUCGCAAAUACCCCGUCUACCUGCGAUCCUCCGGCAGAUGGCAAACGACGAUCGAGACAGUCUCUUAGUGAAGAAAGUCAACUAAAACCUGGUGCUGCAUUAGACAGCUCCAAUCAGGCUCCUCGGAGAGCUAGUGGCUCAACUGAUGGACGUCUCAUCUCCACCCCUGCACGCCUCCAAGCAGCAUACAGCGCAAGAAGGGGGAGCCUUCCUAUCCUCUCUAUACCCAACCAAGUGGCUUCGCUUCCGAACUCGGUUCCUAGUCCGUCCAUGCCAUUGAAGCCGCCAGGCGAUAAUGGGCUAUUCAACCAACUGCAAUCAUAUGUCCUUAGCAGUUCAAAGCGCCCAAAAGAAGAUAAUUCUCGAAUACAGACUCCUCCCUCUCCGAAGGCCUCGUUGAUUACAAGGAAAGGGCGCAGACCUGAAGUGGAGGAAAUGCGAAAGGAGACACGGGACUCCUCCGACGAAGAAGAGAUUGCCCGGCAACUUGAACGUGCAAAGCUACGCGCAAUAGACGAUGGAAGCAGACGACCGAGCUUACCUAUUAACAUUCCUCCUUCUCAAAACAGCGUCUCGGUCGAGCGCAAGAAUGAGAUUGCCGCUACCCUUGCAGCAGCUCCAAAAACCCUCCCCGAAGUCCCUUCAUCCGAUCCUGGCCCUUCUAAUGCCCUGGCCAACUUCGAUCUUGACUUCAUCUUCGGUGAACGCGCCUAUCCCAAUGGUCCCCUCGCGAUCCCAUCUGGUGCUUCUGCAUAUGGUGGUGCCCGUCGGAUGUCAGUUUCCCUUGAUACAGGCACGGAUGCACAGGGGUGGACUGACACGUUCGAGCGUUUUGUGAAUCAACAUAUUGGGUUGGAGAGAGCCACGACUCCAACUAUGCAGAUUAUACGCAGGCAUCACCAUCUACACCACGCGCAAAGAAAGCAUCCUUGGUUAUCCGUCGAUUUCCCGUUGUCGACGGGACGUCCGCAAUACCUGGCUCUCCAUCGACUCCUACGAAAGGGUCAUCAAGUGAAGUGCGGAUUCACAUCCACAAGCAUUCACGUGCUCCCGCUUAUUCACUCUUCCUUGGGACUUGGAAUCCAUCGCGAGCUGCCAAAUCUUCCAUUUUACUCGCUGCCAAGAAGGUCCACCUCCACGUUUCGGCCAAGAAGGGCAAGGAGAGGGAAAAGAUAGCCAUGGAUUCAAGUGGUGCCAGCCCGUCACGGCCCCGUGGCACAACUUUUUCUGGCACACAGCGCGCUGUGGUGACAUCUGGGGCUAAUUCUGCCCCAUCUGGAUCAGUUGGUGUGCCGGACGUCACGAUGGCUGAGACAUAUCAACAUGAAAAUCCGCACGAUGAUUUCAAGCUGCCUCGCCGAGCCCCUCCUCCUGGCUA